Messenger RNA from Rhododendron vialii, 816 nucleotides. Its product is annotated as protein NONRESPONDING TO OXYLIPINS 2, mitochondrial. The transcript has 3 exons. Bases 82 to 363 code for a protein of 93 amino acids. Lineage: Eukaryota; Viridiplantae; Streptophyta; Magnoliopsida; Ericales; Ericaceae. The record is from RefSeq and is a predicted model, not a curated record.
AUACCAUCCGUGCAACCAUACUUACAAAACCCUAACCCCCAAAACCAUUCUCCCAUCAUCUCAGUGAUCUCACCAUCUCCAAUGGCUUCUCGCUUCCGCUCCAUAUCCAGACCAACUCUCAACCUUCUCAAAUCCACCAUUACCACUUCCGCAUCCGCUCCCAAACCCAAAUCCAUGCCUUGUCUUCGUGCCCCUCUCUCAUCUCCAACACUCCCCAGGUCAAUUUCGCAAUUGGGUUCUCUUCAAUCUCUGCUCCCGCUGCACACGGCCAUCUCUUCGGCUCGGCUCACCUCGUGCCUGGGCGCUGACUCCAAGGGUUCGAGGUCUUUGUCCCAGGAACUAGGUCUCAGUGUGCCGCGAUAAGAGACUUAUAAAAGAAAGGAGAAAAGUGGCUAACAUUGUUGAUGAGGCUCUGAGCUUCUUCUCCUCCACAAUGAUGUGUUUUUGUGCGUCGGGAAUUUAUUUGUCAGAAUUAAAAAUGUGCUGGUGACGGAACUGUAACACUUGAAUUUUGGAAUAUUUCCCCAUUGACAUCGCUGCUUAUCUUUCAUCUUUAUGCACCUGAACAUUAUAUUUUGCAGCGACAACAUAGUACGCUGUUGUUUUGCUCGUGAAAUGUAUUUUCUAGAUUAAAAUGGAAGCCAAUUGCCAUGGAAUAAUGCCAACAAGGCCUCUCAUGGAAGUUUGAUAAUUAUGCUUCUGUUGCCGUGGAGUUUGAGUCAAUUAGUAUCCCAGAUUACAUCUUUUGCUGGAGAAUACUAGAAUCGCAGUGGUAGUUAUUUCAGUUCUUCUAAAUGAGAAGUAUAUGUUUGGAAA